AUGUUUUCCCUUUACCUACUGUCUUCUUUGUUUGCUUCAGUGCUUGUCGGCAACGUAAAUUGUUUCCCUCAGCGGUUGACUUUUGAACUCCCUGACAAGGAAACAUUUUGCUUUUAUGAGGACUUAGAGAAGGCGGAAUCAUACGAAUUAAUGUUUCAAGUCCUCAGUGGCGGUUUGAACGAUGUUGAUCUUGUCAUCAGUGAUCCAGAUAAAGUUAAAAUUGCCGAGAAGUCUAAAAGUACUCAUGAAAACAUAAAGUUUUCGGCAAGCAAAUCCGGAAGUUUUUCCUUCUGCUUCGGAAAUCAAUUUUCCUCUGUGUCGCACAAGGUUGUAUUAUUCGAGCUUCGUUCUCAGGACUCUCUAAACGAAGAAGCCGGUUUACCUGCCCCAAAUCCCGGCCCCCAAACUGCUCUGCAGGCUCUCACAGAGAAUAUUCACGAGCAUUUAUCUGUAGCUGAAGAUUAUCAGACAGAACUUCGUGCGAAAAAAAUGUCAGAUCGUCUGUUUGUUGUCGACCUCAUGGACCACAUAACACUAUGGAGCGGAGUUGUAUCCAUCCUCAUUGUUCUCACUGUUUUUGCCCAAGUUACCAUCUUGAAGGGAUUUUUCAAAGAUAAGAAGUUAGUUUAUUCUUCUCGCACCUCCACGUUUUAA
Dibothriocephalus latus is the source of this 654-nucleotide messenger RNA. The record is from the annotation of a GenBank genome assembly. NCBI's taxonomy places the organism in Eukaryota, Metazoa, Platyhelminthes, Cestoda, Diphyllobothriidea, Diphyllobothriidae.